CUCAGGAGGUUGAGGCUGCAGUGAGCCAUCAUCAAGCCCCUGAGCUCCAGCCUGAGCAAUAGCGUGAGACUCUGUCUAAAAGACAGAUAGCAACAACAAAAGACUUCUGCCCGCGGUUGUAGGAUGGAGGGUUUAUAAAUGUCGUAGAUUCUGUUGUAGGAUGGAGGGUUUAUAAAUGUCGUAGAUUCUGUUGUAGGAUGGAGGGUUUAUAAAUGUCGUAGAUUCUGUUGUAGGAUGGAGGGUUUAUAAAUGUCGUAGAUUCUGUUGUAGGAUGGAGGGUUUAUAAAUGUCGUAGAUUCUGUUGUAGGAUGGAGGGUUUAUAAAUGUCGUAGAUUCUGUUGUAGGAUGGAGGGUUUAUAAAUGUCGUAGAUUCUGUUGUAGGAUGGAGGGUUUAUAAAUGUCGUAGAUUCUGUUGUAGGAUGGAGGGUUUAUAAAUGUCGUAGAUUCUGUUGUAGGAUGGAGGGUUUAUAAAUGUCGUAGAUUCUGUUGUAGGAUGGAGGGUUUAUAAAUGUCGUAGAUUCUGUUGUAGGAUGGAGGGUUUAUAAAUGUCGUAGAUUCUGUUGUAGGAUGGAGGGUUUAUAAAUGUCGUAGAUUCUGUUGUAGGAUGGAGGGUUUAUAAAUGUCGUAGAUUCUGUUGUAGGAUGGAGGGUUUAUAAAUGUCGUAGAUUCUGUUGUAGGAUGGAGGGUUUAUAAAUGUCGUAGAUUCUGUUGUAGGAUGGAGGGUUUAUAAAUGUCGUAGAUUCUGUUGUAGGAUGGAGGGUUUAUAAAUGUCAUAGAUUCUGUUGGUUGAUGGCGGUGUUUUUCUGUGUCCUUGCUGAUUUUUGGUCUCAUUGUUCUAUCCAUUGUUGAGAGAGGAAUAUUGAAGUCACCACCAUCUAUUCUCGUGAAUUUAUCUAUUUCUCCUUUUAGUUUUAUCCAUUUUUGUUUCAUACAUUUUGCAGCCUAUACAUUUUAAGAUUGUGAUAUGUUCUUAGUAGAUUUACCUGUUAUUAACUGUACUCUGUCUCUGGUAUUUUUUUUUCUCUGAUUUUUGGUCUGGACUUUCUCUGAAGUCUACUUUAUCUGGUAUUAAUACAGCUGCUCUUUAAUGAAUGUUUGCAUGAGAAUAUAUUUUUCCAUCCUUUGAUUUUCAACCUGCCUCUAUCAUUCUGCAUAGUGAGUUUCUUAUAGACAGCAUGUAGUUAGAUCAUGUUUUUAAAUCCACUUUGACAAUCUUAGUCUUUUAAUUAAUGUAUUUAGACCUUUUACACUUAAAUAUAAUUAUAGUUGGCCCUCUAUAUUCAUGGGUUCUGUCUCUGUGGAUUCAAUCAACUGUGGAUUGAAAAUGCAGUUGACACUUGAACAACACAGGUUUGAACCAUGACAAUCUAUUUAUAUGCAGACUUUCUUUCCCUUCGGCCAACCUGCCUCUUCCUCAGCCUACUCAACAUAAAGACAAGGAUGUAUAAUGAUCUGCUUCCACUUAACUAAUAGUAAUUGUGAUUUUAUUUUCUUUUUUUUUUUUUGAGAAUGGGUCUCACUUUGUCACCCAGGCUGGAAUACAGUGGUGCAAUCUUGGCUCACUGCAACCUCUGCCUCCCGGAUUUAAGCAAUUCUCCUGUCUCAGCUUCCAGAGUAACUGGGAUUACAGGCACCUGCCAUCAUGCCCGGCUAAUUUUUGUGUUUUUGUAGAGGUGGUGUUUCACCACAUUGUCCAGGCUGGUCUUGAACUCCUAAUCUCAGGUGAUCUGCCCACCUCAGCCUCCCAAAAUGCUGGGAUUACAUGCAUGAGCCACUGUGCCCGGCCUGUGAUUUUCUUAAUAACGUUUUCUUUUCUCUAGCUUGUUUUAUUGUGUAGCAUAUAAAAUAUAUGUUAAACUGUUUCUGUUGUCAGUAAGGCUUCCAGUCAGCAGUAGUUAGGUUUUGGGGGAAUCAAAAUUUAUACCGAGAUUUUUGACAUCUCGAGGAGGUUGACUACUCCUAACCCCCUCAUUGUUCAAGAGUCAACUGUACUUGAAAAAAAUAAAAAGUAAAAGAUAACAAUACAACAAUAAAAAUAAUGCCGAUUUUAAAACAACAUAGUAUAACAACUGUUUACAUAACAUUUACAUUGUAUUAGGUGUUGUAAGUAAUCUAGAGUUGAUUUAAAAUGGAUGGGAAGAUACGCAUGGGUUGUAUGCAAACACUACGCUAUUUUCUUUAAGGGACUUGAACAUCCUCUGAUUUUGGUAUCCAUGGGAGUCAUGGCACUAGUCCCUGGUGAAUACCGAGGGAUGACUAUAUUGAUAAAUUAGAGUUGAGUCUGGCACUUUGUUUAUUCUCUUUUUCAUUUUUCUGCUUUCUUUUUCUAGCCUUCCUGUGGGUUACUUGAAUGUUUUUUAGAAUUCUGUGUGAUUUAUCUAUGAUGUUUUUGAGUGUAUCUCUUUGUAUGUAGCCCUGUUAGUGAUCCCUCUAGGUACAUUUCAUCAUGUACACACAUUGUGUGUACAUAACUUUACCUAGAAAAGUACAGAAACUUUAUUUGCUUGUAUGUCUGUUUACUCUCCCCAUUUAUCAUAUAAAUGUCUUUAAAACUUUCUCUGCAUACAUUUAGAACCAUGCUUUAUAAUUUUUGCUUCAACUGUCAAACACAGUUUUGAAAACUCAAGAGGAUAAGGAAAGCCCAUUGCAUUUACACAUAUUUUUGUAUACCAUGUCCUUUCUUCCCCCUUAAUGUUCCAGGAUUUCUUUUCUUAUUAUUUUCUUUCUGUUUAGAGAACUUUCUUUACCCAUUCUUUUACAGUAAGUCGGCUGGUGACAAAUUCUCUUUGUUUUCCUUCUGAGAAGUCUUGAUUUCUCCUGCAUUCCUGCUGAACAUUUUUUGCUGGGUACAUGGUUCUAUGUGGACAGUUUGUUUCAGCACCUGAAAAUUAUUGCGUAACUUCUUUCUGGCCUGCAUGAUUUCUGAUGAGAAAUCUAUUGUCAUUAGAAUUGUAUUUUUCCCUGCUGGGCAUGGUGGCUCACACCUAUAAGCCCGGCACUUUGGGAGGCUGAGGUGGUUGGAUCACUUGAGGCCAGGAGUUUGAGACCAGCCUGGCCAACAUGAUGAAACCCUAUUUCUACUAAAAAUAUAAAAAUUAGCCAGGAGUGCUGGUGCCCACCUGUAAUCCCAGGUACUUCGGAGGCUGAGGCAGGAGAGUCGCUUGAACCUUGGAGGCGGAGGGUGCUGUGAGUGGAUAUGGCAUCACUGCACUCCAUCCUGGGCAACAGAAGGAGACUCUUUCUCAAAGAAAAUGUUUCUUCCCUGUAGACAAGGUCCUUUGCAUUUCUCUAUCAGUUUUAAACUCAUCAUAUUACUUUCUGCAAAAAUCCUACUGGGAUUUUGAUUAGGAUUGUGCUGACUCUACCAAUGGUACCAAAUCCAGAGACAAUUUUUUGUCCUUGAUGGGACAUCUAGCAGUGUCUGGAGACAUUUUUGUUUGUGACAUCUGGGGUAGUGCUACUGGCGGCAGACAGAUGGAUGGCCAAGAUUCAGAGGCCUUGGAUGCUCCUAAAUACCCUGCAAUGCACAGGACAGCCCUCCACCAACAACCUGCAGGAUGUUUCCUCAUUGAGGGGAAGGCUGCUGCAUGAUGGCAGUUUUUGAUACUCCUGAGGAGGCCUUUGGUGUCUUACGUCCGGUCUGUGUUCAGCUCACAAAGACCCAGACAGUGGAGAAUGUGGAGCAUCUGCAGACACGACUACAAGCUGUGAGUGACAGUGCCCUUCAGGAACUUCAGCAGUACAUCCUCUUCCCUCUGCGAUUUACCCUGAAGACCCCAGGUCCAAAAAGAGAGCGUUUGAUCCAGAGUGUGGUGGAAUGCCUCACGUUUGUCCUUUCUUCAACAUGUGUGAAAGAACAAGAGCUUCUCCAGGAACUCUUUUCAGAACUCUCUGCUUGUCUGUAUUCACCCAGCUCCCAAAAACCUGCGGCUGUGUCCGAGGAGUUGAAGUUGGCUGUGAUCCAGGGACUUAGCACUUUAAUGCACUCAGCUUACGGGGACAUCAUUCUGACUUUUUAUGAACCCUCUAUUCUGCCACGUUUAGGAUUUGCCGUGUCUUUACUGUUAGGCCUUGCAGAACAGGAGAAAUCAAAGCAAAUUAAAAUCGCUGCCUUAAAAUGUUUACAGGUUCUACUCUUGCAGUGUGAGUGUCAGGACCAUCCAAGGUCCUUGGAUGAACUUGAACAAAAGCAGCUGGGGGAUUUGUUUGCCUCUUUUUUACCUGGAAUCUCAACCACACUGACCAGGGUUAUCACGGGAGACUUUAAACAAGGUCACAGCAUUGUCGUAUCUUCCCUAAAGAUCUUUUACAAGACAGUGAGCUUCAUUAUGGCUGAUGAACAGCUCAAAAGAAUCUCAAAGGUCCAAGCAAAAUCUGCAGUUGAACACAGAGUAGCAGAGCUGAUGGUUCACCGGGAAGCAGAUUGGGUAAAAAACACUGGCAACAAGUUGACUAUCCUUAUUAAAAAGAUAAUUGAGUGUGUUUCUGUUCACCCACACUGGAAGGUAAGGCUGGAACUGGUAGAACUUGUGGAGGACCUCCUUCUGAAGUGCAGUCAAUCAUUGGUCGAAUCUGCCGGACCCCUCCUGAAGGCCUUAGUGGGACUAGUCAAUGAUGAGAGUCCCGAAGUCCAAGCCCAGUGCAAUAAAGUUCUGAGACAUUUUGCAGAUCAGAAAGUAGUGGUGGGCAACAAAGCCCUGGCGGACAUCUUGUCAGAAAGCCUGCAUUCCCUUGCCACAUCUCUUCCUCGCCUAAUGACCUCCCAAGAUGACCAGGGCAAAUUCUCUACUCUUUCCUUAUUGCUUGGUUAUCUGAAACUCUUAGGCCCAAAAAUAAACUUUGUCCUCAACUCUGUGGCCCAUCUCCAGCGCCUUUCCAAAGCACUCAUCCAAGUUCUAGAGCUAGACGUGGCUGACAUCAAGAUUGUUGAGGAGCGGUGUUGGAACUCUGAUGAUCUGAAUGCUUCUCCAAAGACCUCAGCCACCCAGCCAUGGAACCACAUCCAGAGGAGAUAUUUCCGCUUCUUCACUGAUGAGAGGAUCUUCAUGCUCUUGAGGCAGGUUUGUCAGCUACUUGGUUAUUAUGGGAACCUUUAUUUGCUUGUGGAUCACUUUAUGGAACUUUACCGUCAGUCUGUGGUUUACCGGAAGCAAGCUGCCAUGAUUCUUAAUGAACUGGUUACGGGGGCUGCUGGGCUGGAGGUCGAGGAUCUUCAUGAAAAACAUAUUAAAACAAACCCAGAGGAACUGAGAGAGAUUGUGACAUCUAUACUUGAAGAAUACACAAGUCAAGAAAAUUGGUAUUUGGUUACCUGUAUUGAAACUGAGGAAAUGGGAGAGGAGCUGAUGAUGGAGCACCCAGGCCUGCAGGCCAUCACGUCUGGUGAACACACCUCCCAAGUUACAUCUUUUCUAGCCUUCUCAAAGCCAAGUCCCAUUGUUUGCUCUAUGAACAGCAACAUCUGGCAAAUAUGCAUUCAGCUGGAAGGAAUUGGCCAGUUUGCAUACGCACUAGGAAAAGACUUCUGUUUGCUCUUGAUGUCAACCCUUUAUCCAGUACUGGAGAAGGCUGGAGACCAAACCCUACUCAUUAGUCAGGUGGCUACCAGCACCAUGAUGGACAUUUGCCAUGCUUGUGGCUACGACUCCCUGCAACACCUAAUCAAUCAAAAUUCAGACUAUUUAGUCAAUGGGAUCUCUUUAAAUCUGCGUCAUCUGGCUCUGCACCCUCAUACCCCAAAGGUCUUGGAAGUCAUGCUGCGGAAUUCAGAUGCUAACCUGCUUCCUUUGGUGGCAGAUGUGGUUCAAGAUGUCUUGGCCACUCUGGACCAAUUUUACGACAAGAGAGCUGCUUCCUUUGUCAGUGUUCUGCAUGCUCUGCUGGCAGCAUUAGCCCAGUGGUUCCCAGACACAGGUAAUCUCAGGCACCUCCACGAGCAAAGUUUAGGAGAGGAGGGAAGUCAUUUGAACCAAAGACCAGCAACUCUCGAGAAUAGCACCACAGCUGAAGACAUCGAACAGUUUUUGCUGAACUACCUCAAAGAGAAGGAUGUGGCAGAUGGAAACGUCUCGGAUUUUGAUAAUGAAGAAGAGGAACAGCCAGUCCCUCCCAAAGUGGAGGAGAAUGACACCCAUCCAGAUGUGGAGCCACCACUGCCGUUGCAGAUCCAAAUGGCCAUGGACGUGAUGGAACGCUGCAUCCACUUGUUGUCAGAUAAAAAUCUGCAAAUCCGCCUGAAGGUCUUGGAUGUGCUGGAUCUGUGUGUGGUUGUGUUGCACUCCCACAAGAACCAGCUGCUUCCCUUGGCUCAUCGGGCCUGGCCCUCACUCGUGCACCGACUCACCCGGGACGCCCCCCUGGCAGUGCUCAGAGCCUUCAAGGUUUUACGUACCCUGGGAAGCAAGUGUGGCGACUUUCUACGCAGCCGGUUCUGCAAAGACGUCCUGCCAAAGCUGGCUGGCUCCCUAGUCACCCAGGCCCCCAUCAGUGCCAGGGCUGGACCAGUUUACUCACACACGCUGGCCUUCAAGUUGCAGCUGGCUGUCUUACAAGGCCUGGGCCCCCUCUGUGAGAGACUGGACCUAGGUGAGGGUGACCUGAAUAAAGUGGCUGAUGCCUGCUUGAUUUACCUCAGCGCCAAACAGCCCGUGAAAUUACAAGAGGCUGCCAGGAGCGUCUUCCUCCACCUGAUGAAGGUGGACCCAGACUCCACCUGGUUCCUCCUGAUCGAGCUCUACUGCCCCACGCAGUUCACGCCUCCCCACCCCAGCCUCCACCCCGUGCAGCUGCGCGGGGCCAGCAGGCAGCAGAACCCCUACAUGGCCAAUGUGCUCCGUCUACUCAAGGAGCUACAGUGACCCUGCUCCCCCCACUGCAGAAGCCACCGACCCCUCUUCCAGAAGUUGGGCUGACCCCACCCGGCCACAGGCGGUGACAGCGGCGGCAGGAAAGGUGAACUAGCCAAUCGAUUUAUAAAUUGAUCGAUCACACAACUGCUUAGGAAUAGAUUGAAGGAAAGUAGCUGGCUGUUAUUUCUAUUUCAUACCUUGUGUUUUCAAAUGACGUUGUCUGGAGGCUCUGAGGGUUUAACUCCUUAGCCUACCAUCUCCAUGGCCCCAGCUGCCUCACAGGCCACACACACACACACACACACACACACACACACACACACACACGAGGUCACUUCCCCUCCAUCUGCAUACCCCUCCCUCUCUUCAAAUAAUGAGAUGGAACUAAUUUGUUAUACUUAACCUGUUCUUUGGGAAACAAAUUGAAAUAAAGGCACUCCUUGGAUGAAAAGUGUGA
Molecule: messenger RNA, 7305 nt
Organism: Callithrix jacchus (white-tufted-ear marmoset)
Lineage: Eukaryota; Metazoa; Chordata; Mammalia; Primates; Cebidae
Gene: TTI1
Product: TELO2 interacting protein 1
Cellular component (GO): cytoplasm
Source: RefSeq, a predicted model, not a curated record